CGUGAGAGAAAGAUGCAGAGGUUCAAACUUUCCCACAUUAAACUGUUGGACCAUAAAAGGACAAACGGGUCUGAAGCUGCAGUUUAACCCGCAGAGGAGCUCCUGUGGCCGGCUGCAGGCUGUGCGACCGCCCGCUGGGACCCACCGGAACCGAGCUGACCCGCACCUCCACCUGCUGCUGCUGCGCGAGCCCCGGCACGAGCCCCGGCACGAGCUCCCCUCAGGCAUGGCAUUCACUGGAAGGCACGAGCCCGAUCAAUACGGCUUCUCGCGGAUUUCUAGAAAAAAACUGGGAUUUUUAAAACCAGUUUAAAGAGAAAACCCGGAGUUAAAAUUAAAGAGUGAAUAUUAAUUAAACACUAAACGAUGAGUCUGUGGACUAACGGCUCCUCCGCGGAUCUUUACCCCGGGACGGAGGCGCCUCUGCCGGGCUCCAACUCCUCCAGCAACCGCUCGGACGGCUCGCUGCCCCGCGCCGCCCCGCUGGACCUGAGCCGGGCGGUGCCGGUGGGCAUGGUGCUCGCAUCCUUCAUCAUGUUCGCCAUCGUCGGGAACAUCCUCGUCAUCCUGUCGGUGGUUUGUAACCGACACCUGCGGAUCCCCACCAACUACUUCAUCAUCAACCUGGCCAUCGCCGACCUGCUGCUGGGGACCACCGUGCUGCCGGUGUCCGCCACCCUGGAGGUUCUGGAUUAUUGGGUGUUCGGUCGGAUCUUCUGUGACAUCUGGGCGGCGGUGGACGUCCUCUGCUGCACGGCGUCCAUCAUGUCUCUGUGCGUCAUCUCCAUCGACCGCUACAUCGGCGUCCGCUACCCGCUGCAGUACCCGAUGAUCGUCACCGAGAAGCGGGCGCUGCUCGCCAUGCUGGGCGUCUGGAUCCUCUCCAUCGUCAUCUCCAUCGGGCCGCUGCUGGGCUGGAAGCAGCCGCCAUCGCAGGACGACACCGUCUGCCUCAUCACCGAGGAACCUUUCUACGCCCUCUUCUCGUCGCUCGGCUCCUUCUACAUCCCUCUCGCCGUCAUCCUCGCCAUGUACUGCCGCGUCUACAUCGUGGCCAAACGCACCACCAAGAACCUGGAGGCCGGCAUGAUGAAGGAGCGCCAGCAGGACUCCAACGAGCUCACCCUUAGGAUCCACUGCAGGAACCAGCAGAUCCAGGAGCUGUGCCCCGCCUCCAGGGCCGCAGGGGGCGGAGCCUCGGCCGGACGCAGCACGCUCACCGUCAAACUGCUCAAGUUCUCCAGAGAGAAGAAAGCUGCCAAGACGCUGGGCGUGGUGGUGGGCAUGUUCAUCCUCUGCUGGCUGCCCUUCUUCCUGGCGCUGCCCAUCGGGUCGUUCAACAGCAGCCUGCGUCCUUCCAAAACCUUCUUUAAAGUAUUUUCUGGUUUGGGAUACUUCAACAGCUGCCUGAACCCCAUCAUCUACCCCUGCUACAGCCGGGAGUUCCAACAGGUCCCACGUCAGCGACCAAUCAGCAGCCAGCGUUUCUGGGACAAGAACCCAGAAUUGAGUCAGUGA
Morone saxatilis (striped sea-bass) is the source of this 1518-nucleotide messenger RNA. Its product is annotated as alpha-1B adrenergic receptor-like. Gene Ontology annotation, biological process: cell-cell signaling; positive regulation of cytosolic calcium ion concentration; adenylate cyclase-activating adrenergic receptor signaling pathway. Gene Ontology annotation, molecular function: alpha1-adrenergic receptor activity. NCBI's taxonomy places the organism in Eukaryota, Metazoa, Chordata, Actinopteri, Moronidae. The record is from RefSeq and is a predicted model, not a curated record. Gene Ontology annotation, cellular component: membrane.